Molecule: messenger RNA, 1738 nt
Organism: Lethenteron reissneri (Far Eastern brook lamprey)
Lineage: Eukaryota; Metazoa; Chordata; Hyperoartia; Petromyzontiformes; Petromyzontidae
Product: ribosyldihydronicotinamide dehydrogenase [quinone]-like
Cellular component (GO): cytosol
Molecular function (GO): NAD(P)H dehydrogenase (quinone) activity
Source: RefSeq, a predicted model, not a curated record
CUGAGGUCAGCCGAGGUCACGCGGGGGGUGUUCGCCCCGCCCCCAGGCAGGGCAGAUCCAAGCGGCUCUCCCCCUGCGCUCGCCUCUGCUGUAAGCGGCGCCUCCUGCCGCCAAGCGCGCACUGCACUUCAGCCGCCGCCCGAGACGCGUUGUGCAGCCCCCCCUGCCUGCCUGCCCUGCCUGCCCUGCCUGCCUGUUCGUGUCACCUCUGUGGAAGGAGCCAGCAACAAGAUGAGCGGUGCCGGAAAACGUGCGCUGAUCGUGUUCGCUCACCAGGAGCCCCUGCGCUCCUUCAACGGGGCCCUCAAGGAGGCUGCCGUGCAGGCCUUGAGCAAGCAGGGUUGCCAGGUGGAGGUGUCCGACCUGUACGCCUCGACCUUCAACCCGGUGGCAACACGGGCCGACAUCCUAGGGGAUCUGAAGAGCACCGAGAGUUUUCGAUACGGAGAAGAGACUGCAGCAGCCUGGGAGAAGGGAAAACUCAGCCAAGACAUCGUGAACGAGCAGAAGAAGGUGCAGGAUGCGGACCUCGUCAUUUUCCAGUUUCCCUUGUACUGGUUCAGCAUGCCUGCCAUCAUGAAGGGCUGGAUGGAUCGGGUCCUCACCCGCGGCUUCGCUUAUGGGUUCCCACAGUUUUAUGAGAGCGGCCCUUUCACCAAAAAGAAGGCUCUGAUCUCCAUCACCACGGGCGGGAUGGAGUCAAUGUAUGGACCUACAGGUGUCAAUGGUGACAUCAAUGUCAUCCUGUGGCCCAUGCAACAAGGGAUGCUGCACUUCUGUGGCUUCCAAGUGCUGGCCCCACAGAUCUCGUGGAGCCCUUCGUUCAUGCCAGAGGAGGGUCGCAAGGGCCUGGUCGCCACGUGGGAGCAGCGACUGGCAUCCGUGUGGCAGGAGAAGACGCUUAACUUUGCACCUCUUGAGAUUUUUGACCCCAAAAAAGGUUUCGUGCUCAAUGAUGACACCGUGAAGAAUCUCUCCACCAAACCCCAGGGUCUCACCGUGGGCCAACAUGCCGGCAAGCCUCUGCCCCCCAACAACCAGACCAAGGCCAACGAUGCCUCUGCUGAAUAAGCAACCGCUGCUUGAAAUGAUCAAUCUGGUUGCUGGCAUUUCACAUGCACAACAUGUUCAUUUUUUACGAUUGAUUUAUUGAAAGAUGUUUAACAUUUUGAAUAUAACUUGAGAAUCUGGCCAGUUUUUACAUAAAACAUACACUCGAUCUUAAAGGUAUCAAUUUGUGUGAUCUGUUAUCCUUUAAAAGGUGUGUUCUUUAAAAUUACAUGUUCCAAUGACAAGGCAUAAUUGAUUACAUAGGACCUUCCACCACCAAAUUAUUCGAUACAGAGGUGGAAAUCGUUUUACUGACCAUGCAGAGGUGAUCAGGCAGUGGGACGUCGAUGAAGAUGUCAUGUUUGCGCUCGCACAAUUAGUUAAUGUUUAUGUCUUUAAACCAGAAUGGCCAUUAUCACAGUAUAUUCAGCAUGUAAGACAUUGGAAAUGUAUUCUGUGGCAUAUUUAAUAGAUGUUGAUUGAUCAUACUAAAACCUCAUGUUGAAAUUACACAUUAAUAUCGUGCAUAUGGGUAUUUAUAGAAUAAAAACUGGCUAAAAUAGUUUAUAUGUAUCCGAUUAUAAAAUUGUGACUGAUAUAUGAAAGGGUUUGUGAACUGGAUGUGUUCACUAGUCUUAACUACAUCCGUGCUCAUUCGAAAUAAAUCUUGCAACAUGAAUACCUGAAA